This is a messenger RNA of Meloidogyne enterolobii, 348 nucleotides long. Lineage: Eukaryota; Metazoa; Nematoda; Chromadorea; Rhabditida; Meloidogynidae. The record is from the annotation of a GenBank genome assembly.
AUGGGGCGAUUGCGCGCAGCGGUUGCUGCCAUAUCUGUAAUUUCUGAUAGAAUUUGUAUUGCGUCUGAAGGGAGGGAAAGAAGUGGCAUUUCGGCGCAACAAUUAGUAGAAUGCUGUGAUUAUUGUGGAGGCUGUACAGGAGCCCCAAAUUCCUUCUUCCCCUUUCUCUAUUGGCAUUUGGAAGGAUUAGUUAAUGAUCGUUGCUUCCCUUAUACAAUAGCCAGAGAUUGUGGAGCCCCUUGUCCACCUACCGAAUUUCAAAAUCCCCGUGGCUUAGGCUCAUGUUCUUUGGGCAAAACUAAGUGUGCUGAUGAAUAUUUACAAGCUACAAAUUAUAAAGGUAGUUGA